This is a messenger RNA of Aspergillus heteromorphus CBS 117.55, 1494 nucleotides long. RefSeq lists its product as uncharacterized. The record is from RefSeq and is a predicted model, not a curated record. Bases 104 to 1342 code for a protein of 412 amino acids. NCBI's taxonomy places the organism in Eukaryota, Fungi, Ascomycota, Eurotiomycetes, Eurotiales, Aspergillaceae. Gene Ontology annotation, molecular function: zinc ion binding. The transcript has 2 exons.
CGACAAUCGACGCCGGUCUUCUCCCACCCCGAGUAAACACCACAACCAGGAGGACUGGCAGUCCCAUCGAGUCCAUUCCCCCACAUUCCUGACCUUCCACAAGAUGCUGCCACUCACCAAGAAUGCCGGCUCGCCCAGGAAGGCGGUGCCUCUGCGGGGAUUGUUCGCCCAGGGGGUCUGGCGCUGCAACUGCGCCGAACGGCCGCCAGCCGUGCGCCGCCAGACCAAAAACCACGGCGUCCACCAUGGGCGAUGGUUCUACACCUGCCAGAAAUCGGGGAUGCAACAGUGCCGCUUCUUCCUCUGGGCCAGCGACGCCGAAGCCCGCGAGAAACAGGCUGUGCUCUCCAACUCUCACACCGAGCCCACCUACAACAAUACCUUCAACAAUACCUUCAACACCAGCUUUGCCAGCAACUCCUCCUCCCUCGCCCCCGAGACCCCCACCAAGAAACCCCGCCUCUCCUCCUCCUCCUCCUCCUCCACCGGCGGCCUGCUUACCCCGCAAACCGACCGCACCGUCCGCUUCGCCUCCAACGACAACUCCUUCUCCACCACCGCCAUGCCCUCCGGCUGCGGCAGCUUCGGAUCGCCCCCUCACAGCGCCAAAGCCCGCAUGAUGGCCGAAGACAUGGACGAAUUCGAAUGGGACGAUGAAGACGAUGUCGCCGUGGGGCAACUCCUGCCCCCGACGCAGACGCAGACGCAGUCACACUCACACUCACAGACGAAGUCGCAGACCCAGCCACAGCCACAGCCCCAGCCCCAACCCCCACUCCGCCAGCCAGACUUCGGACUCCCCAAGACUCCCCACCGCACAGAACGCAUCCCCAGUCUAUCAAGCUCGUCGUCUUCAGCCUCGUUUUCAUCGUUCCCCCCACCAGGAAAGAGAAAGUUCUCGGAUCUCGAAGAUGACGGCGAUAGUCAGCGGACGGUAGGGGUUACGCCCCCGGCGACGAUGUCGGCGAAGCGGGCCUAUACGGACCAUCGCAUUGCGCCGUUCAGCUCGUCUGUGCCGCCGUCGUCGAUCGAGUUCUCGACUACGCCUACGCCGGCGCGGUUCCGGGGUGUAACACCGGGGGGCGGCGCAUCGGGAUCGGGAUCGGGAUCGCUGGAGUCGUCCGAGGUGGCGGCGCAGGCGAUCACAGCGCUGGAGAAGAAUCAGGUCGUCCUGACGAAGCAGGCGAGGGAUGAGCUGGUGGAUCUGCUGAAUAAGUAUGAGUUGAAGAUGAAGGGGAUUGUCCGGGGUAGGGAUAUUUCGAGGAUUGCGUUGAAGAAGAAGGAUGAGCAGAUUGAGCGGUUGAAUGAGAGGGUGAAGAUGUUGGAGGAACGGGGACUAUAGAGAGGAUAUCUUUCGGAGGGAGGGCUAAGGCUGAGGAUGAGGCAAUUGAUCUACAUAGUAUGGAUCUUUGCGCGCAUCUACGAGGUUGCACUGUAUAUCGACUCGCGCUGGGUUCGCGUCUGCUGGACGGAUGAUGUAGUUAGCUGUGGCAG